AUGACUUUAGCACAAGUAAAGGAAGAAGAACACAGACUCGUGAACCUGGACAUUAUGGCCCGAAGAACUCAACGGACCAACCCACCCGAGGAUGUGACCGAUCACCAUUUCUUACAAUUUCCGCAAACUCUGAACGAUGCAACCCGGGCACGAUAUGUCGCCAAUUUGAGCUUGCUUCUCACCAAGGAGAUCGAUAUAGCACCAUCAUUCGACUGGGAAUUGGCUACCCGGACUGGACUUGCUGCAUUGAUCCAGGAAUUUUUGCAAUACACGCACUCGGACGCGAGUGUUUCCUAUGAUCCUAGGAAGGCACCCGAUGACAGGACAUCCUUUGCCUUUAGACUAGGGGGAGUGAGCCGGGAAUGCAGCGUGAUAGAGCUUGCGACUCGAGUGGGUAUUUACACAGCCGAUGAGACGAGGAGUGUCCACUUCCCGACAUUCCUUACUGAUUGUCUUACGGAGCGGCCAGAUGACUAUAACGAGAACACUUUUUGGGCCGAUAUUACAGGGGCAGUUUAUACACCAUCUACCGCAUGA
Lactuca saligna is the source of this 537-nucleotide messenger RNA. The record is from the annotation of a GenBank genome assembly. NCBI's taxonomy places the organism in Eukaryota, Viridiplantae, Streptophyta, Magnoliopsida, Asterales, Asteraceae.